Messenger RNA from Laccaria bicolor S238N-H82, 1908 nucleotides. RefSeq lists its product as uncharacterized. The transcript has 10 exons. The record is from RefSeq and is a predicted model, not a curated record. Gene Ontology annotation, molecular function: DNA binding; ATP binding; hydrolase activity. NCBI's taxonomy places the organism in Eukaryota, Fungi, Basidiomycota, Agaricomycetes, Agaricales, Hydnangiaceae. Bases 1 to 1908 code for a protein of 635 amino acids.
AUGCGGUGGUUCUCGUCCCCCUUCCACGAUUUACGGUCACGUCUUAUUCGCCGUGUACAUGCGUCCACCGUGGCGACCGUCCUAAGACCAUAUCAAGAACAGUGUCUUGACGCCUGUCUUGAAGCGCUCGCCUCUGGGGUAUCGAGAAUUGGAGUAUCACUGCCUACAGGCUCUGGAAAGACAACCGUUUUUGUUUCCCUUCUUUCCCGUUUGGUUCCAUCGGCUUGGAAUCCUGUGGCAACACGAAGCCUUAUCAUCGUGAACAGCGUCGAGCUUGCCCGCCAGUCAGCCUCUCAGGUUGCUAGUUUGUUUCCCCAAUGGUCUGUAGAGAUUGAGCAAGGAGCGAAAUAUAAAGCGUCGGGAUUUGCUGAUGUCACCAUUGCCACCUACCAAACCCUCAAGUCGGCAGAACGUUUGGCCAAGUUCGAUCCACACAAGUUGAAAGCGGUUAUCGUUGACGAAGCCCAUCACGCAGCGGCACCCUCUUAUCGCAAAGUACUAGCACAUUUCCAUCCAGACAUUAAACAUCCUGAUCCUUUAUUCGCCGCUCCUUCUCCACCUCACAGAAUUCCAAUCGUUGGCUUCUCUGCGACGUUCAGUCGUCACGACGGUUUGGCCCUCGGAUCGAUCUUCGAACGUAUUGUUUACCAUCGUGACUUUCUGGAAAUGAUCAAGGAACAAUGGCUUUGCCCUGUACGAGUGACAUCUGUUCGCGCCAGCAUCGACCUAAAGAGCGUGACCAUUAACACUCGCACUGGUGACUUUAACCCAACCAGCUUAGCGCACGUUAUCAAUACGGAGACAAUCAAUGAGUUGGUAGUGAAAACCUGGAUUGAUCGCGCUUCAACUCGCAAAUCCACGCUCGUGUUCUGCGUGAACGUAGCUCACGUUCAUACACUGACACAGUCCUUUCGGCAAUUCGGGGUCGAUGCAAGAUAUCUGCACGCCGGUACACCUAUUGCGGAGCGAAAGGCACUGGUUGCAAUGUUCAAGGCCGGGCACUUUCCAGUCCUCGUCAACUGCGCUAUACUGACCGAAGGCGCGGACAUACCGAACAUCGAUUGUGUUCUCAUAGCCCGGCCAACUCGUUCCCGUAAUGUCUUCGCUCAAAUGAUCGGAAGGGGAAUGAGACUCUCCCCAAACACCGAUAAAGGAGACUGUCAUAUUAUCGACUUGGUGGGCAGUCUUUCGAGGAUGUCUGGCGUUGUCUCCAUCCCUUCACUUUUGGGGCUUAAUCCAGCGGAGAUGGACAUUGAAGACAAAAGCCUGGAGUCCCUCGAGGCACGCGCCUCAGAUUCUACAUUCCCAGAUACCGAUGUGCCAACGCCCACAUCGAUCACCUACAUGGAGGAAGAGGACCCCUUUUCUGUUUCCUCUCAUGGUAGCUCGCACAUUUCCGCACUGAGCAGGAAUUCGUGGGUGGGCUGUGGUGACGACAUAUAUGUGUUAGAAUGUAUUGGAAAGGGCUUUAUUCGCAUUGAACGAUCUGGAGGAGAGCAGGGCCCCUUUACAGCACAUUACGCCCCGCCAAUGAUAGAUCGUCGGACAGCUAAUUCACUCCACGUAUCGCCUUACAUGCGCAGCCGCCAGGUUUUGACGGCAGAGACUCUAAAUGACGCGAUUUCCGGCUGCGACACCUGGGUGAAAACGAAAAUCUUACCUGGACAAUUGUCUCUCGCGUUGCUCCGUUCUGCUCGUUGGAGGAAAAGCCCUGCAUCACCGGGUCAGAUCAACUUUCUGGCAAGCCGUUGGCGGAAUCGUCGCCCAGAACAAAUUGACAAGACAAAAGAAUUAACCAAAGGCGAGGCUGCAAACAUCAUCACUCGUCUCAAACACGGUGCUCAGGUGCUAUUCUACUUCUCCAAUUCUCUACCCCCGCCCCUAUUAAUACAUCCUCCAUUAUUGUAG